UGUAUUUCCAUGUUGUGUGUGCUGUGGGAGACCAGAUAUAGUGAAUGCAGGGUCCGGGGAGAGCGGAUAUAGUGAAUGCGGGGUCUGGGGAGAGCGGAUAUAGUGAAUGCGGGGUCCAGGGAGAGACGGAUAUAGUGGAAUGCAGGGUCCGGGGAGACCGGAUAUAGUGAAUGCGGGGUCCGGGGAGAGCGGAUAUAGCGAAUUCAGGGUCCGGGGAGAGCGGAUAUAGUGAAUGCGGAGUCCGGGGAGAGCGGAUAUAGUGAAUGCAGGGUCCAGGGAGACCA
Molecule: messenger RNA, 284 nt
Organism: Staurois parvus
Lineage: Eukaryota; Metazoa; Chordata; Amphibia; Anura; Ranidae
Source: the annotation of a GenBank genome assembly